GAACACUGAGUAGUACUACCACACGGGCACAUAACACUAGACAUUUUGCAUGCCGACACAGAAAGCACACACGAACAAAUAAAGGAAGGUAUUCCUAGAUGGUCUGCCCGUUUUGUUGGGCAUUGCAGCGUUUUUAGCUGUUCACAAAAUUAACUUAAAAGUUGUUUGAAGAAUGAUACUUAUAAUCAAGGACACUGCAGUAGUCAUGCAAGGCAUUCAUUGUGCAUGGUGAAACUUUUAUCUUGGAAGUUAAUCGCCGCGCCUUAUCAUAUCAGGGAUUAGCACACUGGAAAAAUACUAAACGUAAAAAAAAUAAAGGUAAGACCGCAUAUCAAAACAGAGAAAACAGAUAAGACAACUUCGCCCCUUUAACUGAGCCAACGCACUUGACUGUGCAGUUUUUCCUGGGUUCUUGAAGAGGAAAUCGCUCAGGAUAAGAAAAAGACAAAAUGAGCGCCGAUAAGAACAAGAUGGAGGACGAGGCAGUAUUGGACCGAGGGGCAUCCUUCCUGAAGCAUGUCUGUGAUGAGGAAGAGGUGGAAGGUCACCACACCAUCUAUAUUGGGGUUCACGUGCCCAAAAGCUACAGGAGACGAAGACGCCAUAGGAGGAGAACGACACACAAGGAGAGGAAGGAGAGAGUGACAGAAAAUGCCUCUGACAAGUCAGACGUGGAAAACAAUGAUGAGACCAGCACCAGCAUCCUCAAACCACUCAUCUCCCCGGCAGCCGAGAGGAUUCGCUUCAUUCUGGGGGAGGAUGAUGACAGCCCAGCCCCCCCACAGCUCUUCACGGAGCUUGAUGAACUGCUGUCUGUAGAUGGACAGGAGAUGGAAUGGAAGGAAACGGCUCGGUGGAUAAAGUUUGAAGAGAAAGUAGAGAAAGGAGGGGAACGGUGGAGUAAGCCUCAUGUAGCCACAUUGUCCUUACACAGCUUGUUUGAGCUGAGAACGUGUAUAGAAAAAGGCACCAUCAUGCUAGACAUGGAGGCUUCUACUCUUCCUCAGGUUGUUGAAAUGAUCACUGACAGCCAGAUUGACAGUGGCCAGCUGAAAGCAGACCUGAAGGACAAAGUGAUGUACACACUUCUACGCAAGCAUCGUCACCAGACCAAGAAGUCCAACCUGCGGUCACUGGCUGACAUUGGCAAGACAGUCUCCAGUGCAACACGUAGUCCGCUUGAAAACUCUGUGCCUUGUCUAACAAUCCGCACCUCUGAGGAGGACCUUCGAGUCCAGCGGAGUUCGAGCGUGGGAUGGCUUAGUAGUCCAACAACUGCCCACCGAAACCUGACAUCAAGCAGCCUGAAUGACAUUUCUGAUAAACCAGAGAAGGAGCAGCUGAAAAACAAGUUCAUGAAAAAACUGCCCCGGGAUGCGGAGGCCUCCAAUGUGCUGGUGGGUGAAGUGGACUUCCUGGACAGCCCCUUUGUGGCGUUUGUCCGGCUGCAGCAAGCAGUCAUGCUGGGAGCUCUGACCGAAGUUCCGGUUCCAACAAGAUUCCUGUUUAUCCUACUGGGACCUAAAGGCAAAGCCAAGUCCUACCAUGAAAUUGGAAGGGCGAUAGCCACCCUCAUGUCAGACGAGGUGUUCCAUGACAUAGCAUACAAAGCCAAGGACAGACAAGACCUGCUGGCUGGCAUUGAUGAAUUCUUGGAUGAGGUUAUUGUGCUUCCACCAGGAGAAUGGGAUCCAGCCAUAAGGAUAGAACCUCCAAAAUCACUUCCAUCUUCAGACAAAAGAAAGAACAUGUAUGCUGGAGGGGAUAAUGUGCAGAUGAAUGGAGACACACCUCAUGAUGGAGGUCAUGGAGGUGGGGGGCACCAUGUGAGUGAUGAGCUGAAGAAGACUGGAAGGUUUUGUGGCGGCCUUAUCCUUGACAUCAAAAGGAAGCUCCCAUAUUUUGCGAGUGACUUUUAUGAUGCUUUAAACAUCCAAUCACUAUCUGCAAUUCUUUUCAUCUAUCUGGCAACAGUCACCAACGCAAUCACUUUCGGAGGUCUGCUAGGUGAUGCGACUGACAAUAUGCAGGGAGUUCUGGAGAGUUUCCUGGGCACUGCGGUUUCUGGAGCUGUUUUCUGCCUUUUUGGUGGUCAGCCUCUAAUUAUCCUCAGCAGUACAGGUCCUGUUUUGGUCUUUGAGAGGCUGCUCUUCAAUUUCAGCAAGGAUAAUAGCUUUGACUAUUUGGAGUUUCGACUGUGGAUAGGCCUGUGGUCUGCAUUUUUCUGCCUAAUUCUGGUUGCUACGGAUGCCAGCUUCCUUGUACAAUAUUUCACCCGUUUCACUGAAGAAGGAUUCUCCUCGUUGAUUAGUUUCAUAUUUAUCUAUGAUGCCUUUAAGAAGAUGCUCAAGUUGGCUCAUUAUUACCCUAUCAACUCUGACUUUAAAUUUGAUUAUGUGACACAAUAUGACUGUACUUGUAUGCCACCAUCGGCAGAUAACAGCUCAGGAACCUUCACUGAUUCUUUGGAUUCUCCACCAUCCUGGAUACUGAAUCAUACCGAAUUGCUCUUAAAUACCACAUGGUCUUCCCUUUCAAAGAAGGAAUGCCUGAAGUAUGGAGGGGAGCUAGUUGGAGAGGCCUGCAAGUAUGUUCCAGAUAUCACCCUGAUGUCCUUUAUUUUGUUCCUUGGAACGUAUACCUGCUCCAUGUGUCUGAAGAAAUUCAAGACCAGCCCAUUCUUCCCCACUACUGUUAGAAAGCUGAUCAGUGAUUUUGCCAUUAUUCUGGCUAUCCUGAUUUUCUGUGGAGUGGAUGCACUGGUUGGAGUGGAUACACCAAAACUCAUUGUGCCAAGUGAAUUCAAGCCAACAAGUCCCAACAGAGGAUGGUUUGUCUUCCCGUUUGGAGAGAACCCCUGGUGGGUGUACCUGGCUGCUGGUGUCCCUGCCCUGUUAGUGACCAUCCUCAUCUUCAUGGACCAGCAGAUCACUGCUGUCAUUGUCAACAGGAAAGAACACAAGCUCAAGAAAGGUGCUGGGUACCACCUGGAUCUCUUCUGGGUAGCCAUUAUUAUGAUUGUGUGCUCAUUUAUGGCACUCCCAUGGUAUGUAGCUGCUACUGUAAUCUCAAUUGCACACAUUGAUAGCUUGAAGAUGGAAACUGAAACGUCAGCUCCAGGAGAACAGCCCAAGUUUUUGGGAGUAAGAGAACAAAGGGUUACAGGAUUCGUUGUCUUCAUUCUGACGGGUGUGUCUGUCUUCAUGUCUCCAAUGCUGAAGUUCAUUCCAAUGCCUGUGCUGUAUGGAGUUUUCCUUUACAUGGGUGUUGCUUCCCUGAAUGGAGUACAGUUCAUGGACCGCCUGCAACUGCUUUUAAUGCCAGCGAAACAUCAGCCUGACUUUAUCUACCUUCGGCAUGUCCCAUUGCGUCGAGUGCAUUUGUUCACCUUUAUUCAGGUGCUCUGUCUGGCCUUGCUCUGGAUUCUCAAGUCAACCGUGGCUGCUAUUAUUUUCCCAGUCAUGAUCCUUGCCUUAGUGGCUGUGAGAAAGGCUAUGGACUACCUCUUCUCACAGCAUGAUCUGAGCUUCCUGGAUGAUGUGAUUCCUGAAAAGGAUAAGAAGAAGAAGGAGGAUGAGAAGAAAAAGAAGAAGAAGAAGGGAAGCAUAGACAGUGACCUUGAUGAUGAGAAAAAUCACCAGCUUUCCUUGAACGACACACAUCAUGCUGAGCGGAUUUAUUUAAAAUCCAACUCCAUGUCCAGGCUGCAAAGAAAUCCAAUAAAAGCUGUGCCUCAAAUUAGAAUAGAACUUGAACCUGAAGACAAUGGCUUCUUCUGGAGGAGUCGGGGAUCAGAGACAUCACUGUAAUGCACACACAUCCAGCCUGUUUCUCUGAACUAGCCAAUCCUUGCACAGACAUAAGAAACCUUUCCACCCUGUCUUUAUAUCUUUCUGCAAUCAAGACUGCCGGAAUUCUGUUCUUUCCUGAAAGCAAGAUUGAGGGACCAGAGCAUUGUUUGUACGAACCUGAAGGACGUCUUCCCCUCUCUAGUGCUUUCUGUUAAGAGAACAAGCUGAAACUGAAUAACCCAGGAAAGAUGUGUUUUUACUUUUGCACUGUGGUUGCCAUGCUACUUUCAUGCCUCGAAAUUAUUUUUAAGUGUGAGAAACCUUAAUUGUUUAUCUUUCUGUUUUUUUUUGUUUUCCUCCACACAUGCACAAACAGUACUAAGCACUGCCAUCUCAUAUUAAAUGUUUUUACAUCCUUUACUAUGCAAAACAUCACCAUUGUCAUCUGCUGUCCUGCAUUAGUGAAGUUCAUGUUGUCAUUUUUCAAUAUACAUGGCAACGAAGUUUGAGGCCUAAUCUGCUGUUUUUAUUUUUCUCAUCUGAACUUUUUUCUUUGUUUAAAAAAAGAAAUUACUGUAAUUAAACUUUCCUGUAGCAGGAAAAGAAUAAUCUGAUCUUUUUUGUAGCUCUACCUCUUAUUUUUAGAUGCCAGGCAUUCUGUAAAACAUACUAUGUUGAUUUUUUAAUAUUUUUUUUAAAGGGCACAGCAUAGGAUUUUAAUAGAGUAUUAAUAUUCUUUAUUCUUGUUCUGUCUUUUUUAGUUCAUUUGGAACAAAAAAAAUCAAGAGAUUAAAAGUAUUAUGAAAUAAAAAAACAUUUGUAAUAUACAAAUAAUAGUGACAGGCUUACAGCAUUUGUAAGAAGAUUUAAUGAUAAUGAUUCUCUGAUCUGUUUGCAUUAAUGCCCUUUUUAUUGCUGUUUGUAAUCACAGUGAUGAUCUAAAUACAGUAUUGUUUGAUGAUUGUUUAACAAAAAACAAUGAAUAUCUCAUAUGAAGUAUUGAAUCAAAAGUCUUCUCUCACUAAGAUAAAUGUGUGCCAGUGUUUGAUAGUUCUGGUACUGAAGAUUUUCCAAAGCACCUUGCAUCAUUGCAAGACCGAAUAGUACUCUGUUUUUGAAAUCUCAUGGGUAUUACCCUUCAGAAGUUGUAAGUGUCUGUACAGAGGGGUCAGAAAAGUGGACCAGUCCUUUAAAUACUGUACCUGGUGUUCAUUUUGUGAAGAACUGAUUUGUUUUUGGAAGCUGAACUGUUUGCAGAUGGAAUAAUAUUUUUAAAAGCAACAUGUGCACUUUAUCCACAUCAAAAUAAAUAACAUGCUGCUUUUGUGCUGCAUUAUAACACAAUCUUAAAAACAAGCUGUAAAUUUAAUAUAGGACAGCACUUAAUGUUUCCAUAACUACCCUGAAAAGGCAUUUCUCAAAAGAUAGCCGGUUUGCUUGUCAUCACUCACUAUUGUGAACCAAAACAGGAACAUUCAGUCAUUUGUAUUAGAUAUCUUUCAUUUUUAAUCUAAAGUAAUGUUCCUACAAUGUGUUUGUUUUCCUUGUAAAUAGUUUUUGGUGAUACAACGUUGCCAGAAAGAUACCUACUGUAUGUCUUAGGAAAGAAACAGGCACAUCAUUCUGUAAAGGGGACAUUUUGAGUUACUACUAAUGUAUUGCAAUUUAAAAAAAAUGUUUCUGCACCUGCAAGUUCAGUUGGGUUGAAUCUGGAGAAAUACUCAGGUACAUUUAAAACAGUUUCCCAUAUGCUUUUUGAAAUUCGAUUUUAAGAUUCUUGGAGAUGCACUGUAGUGUUAUUUUUUAGAUGUUUUAGUAAUUCCCGUUUCAGAAUGUCCUUGGAAAACAUGGCAUUGGAGAUUAAGCCAUGGGUUUAGUACCACCAGUGUGACAUUAUUUCUGAAGAGUUUGCCGUUCAGUUGAGCUUAGUCCAAUUUUUCACAUUGUAAAACGGCUGCAUGACUCAUGUUACAGGUUCAUGUUUUCUUGUUAUGGCCAACACAGGCUCAAUUAUAAACAGCACAUUUUCCCCAGUUGCAAGCACAAUAAUGCUAAAAAUGAGGUUUCAGCAGAUUGCCAACUGUAUUUGGAUAAGAAGUAACGCUUAUUCUGCACCAAGUAGCUUACCUACAGUAAGUGGCUUAUACAUGUAAAGUAAAAUGAUGAUGCAGGUAACUAUCAAUACAGUAUAUAUCAAUUGAGCUAUUUUAUAGAAGGGUUAGUUUGUUUUGUUCAAUUGCAAAGUUUUCAAAUGAGAUCAAACAUUAAAUGAAUCAAAUCUUUGCUUUUUGUUUCAGCCCAUGAUGCUGUUUUAGUUUUAACAACUAUUAAUUUAUAUGUUGAUUUGUAAUUCCAGCAUUUUUAAGAAGUAUUCCACUGUCUACUAAAGUUUAUACUCUUGGGACUAAAAAAAAAUAAAGUUUCUGUGUCUUAAUCUUAAAAAUAAAGAAUGGUGUAGAAAUGGGAUAAAAAUACAAUUAAAAAAAAACUACUACGAUGACCUGUAAUGUAUCCCUAAAGUUAUGUUUAUCUUUUAUAAAUCCAUACUGUUUUGUUCA
Lepisosteus oculatus (spotted gar) is the source of this 6349-nucleotide messenger RNA. It is a transcript of the gene slc4a4a, whose product is annotated as solute carrier family 4 member 4a. Gene Ontology annotation, biological process: regulation of intracellular pH; transmembrane transport; bicarbonate transport. Lineage: Eukaryota; Metazoa; Chordata; Actinopteri; Semionotiformes; Lepisosteidae. Gene Ontology annotation, molecular function: monoatomic anion transmembrane transporter activity; sodium:bicarbonate symporter activity; solute:inorganic anion antiporter activity. The record is from RefSeq and is a predicted model, not a curated record. Gene Ontology annotation, cellular component: plasma membrane; basolateral plasma membrane.